AUGCAAGCCCAUCUACCUGAGCCUGUGUGGAUGCCGGCUGGACAGAGCCACGGCCCUCAGGUGCCGAGGGUGUGGAAACUCGCGUCGAAUUGUGCAUCUGUCGGUUUGCUGUUGGGAUAUCUGAUGUUGGCGGUUGUAUUCGGUGGAUCGAGCGAUGACCUGCACAUUAACGCUGCUGCGGCUGCUGUGGUCGCCUAUGGAUUCAUCGGGAUCUCGUACGCUGUGUCGGUUGGGAUCUCGUUCUGCCAGCGUUCAGCUCAAGGCUUCCUUCUUCGGCCAUACCUGAUUAUUAACCUUAUCGCCUUAUUCAAUGUCGUCUUCAACAUCAUCGCGCGCGACCUUCGCCCUCUCAAUGCUGCCCGGGUCAUAGCGAUCGGGUUGCCCGCCACCGGCGUUCUGGUAUACGGCCUUGUGGCGUUCUUGAUAUAUCGCGAACUCGAGCCCGAAGGGAGCCAUCUUCCGGACGAGGGAAGCAGCAGCAUGCUGCUGUUGGACGAUGUUGAAAGCCAGCGACAACAUUUUGCGCGACUGUUGGAAACGAGAGAUGCCCCGGCUCCCUCGCCCGAGCUUGUUCAGAACACCUAUCGACUGGAUCUCCCGAUAGUGGAGCGCACUCCGGACGACCAAGUGUGA
Penicillium chermesinum is the source of this 633-nucleotide messenger RNA. RefSeq lists its product as uncharacterized. The coding region runs from base 1 to 633 and encodes 210 amino acids. The transcript is spliced from 3 exons. The record is from RefSeq and is a predicted model, not a curated record. NCBI's taxonomy places the organism in Eukaryota, Fungi, Ascomycota, Eurotiomycetes, Eurotiales, Aspergillaceae.